ACAAAAAUCUCAAAUUGCCCCUAACUUAUCUCCGCCGCCGACCUACAAGAAACUCGGAGAAACCUAACCGGCGGAUUCAUAUCAGAAGAAACCUAACCAUGCGUCUUCACUCAGCAAUUACUCUCCGGAACUUCUUCACCAGAAAGCCUCUCCGAAUCCCUCAGAAUCUAAGCAUUAUAUCUUCUUCUCCGGUUACCAUAAACUCACUCGGCGAUGUCUCAGGUCCAUCACCGUCUCACUAUUCGAAAUCAAGUCUCUCAGAACCAUCAUCAUCAUAUACUAGCUCACGAAUUCUCCGUAUCCCAAACGCGUCAUUCUCCAAGUCUUUCCUCGAGAAUCAGAGGAGUUUCAGCACCGACUCUAGCAGCGGCGGCGGCGGCUCACCGCCAGAUGUGAACAAGGUAGUUGACGAGAUCAAUCUCAAGUUCGCUGAAGCUCGUGAGGAGAUCGAAAUGGCGAUGGAUUCGAAGGAGACGGUUUACUUCAACGAAGAAGCAGAGUGCGCGAGAGCCGCCGUGACUGAGGUUUUGGAGAUGUUUGAAGGUUUGCUCGGGAAAGUAACAGAGAAAGAGAAAGCUUCUCUACAGCGAUCCAUGGGACUCAAGAUCGAACAGCUCAAAGCUGAGCUUCAACAGCUUAACGAAUGAUCGAUUGAGGUCAGCUGAAAUUUUCAUCUUCUUCACCGGAUUGGUCACUGAGCCAUUGUUUAUCAUAUAUGUCUUCAAUAAAUUUUGGUCAGAUUCUUAAAACUGAUUGAACCUUGCAAUGCCAUAGCAAUGAAACAACUUCUUGUUAAAGUUUAUAUUAUUUCAGUGA
This is a messenger RNA of Camelina sativa (false flax), 816 nucleotides long. NCBI's taxonomy places the organism in Eukaryota, Viridiplantae, Streptophyta, Magnoliopsida, Brassicales, Brassicaceae. The record is from RefSeq and is a predicted model, not a curated record.